Drosophila bipectinata is the source of this 3429-nucleotide messenger RNA. RefSeq names its product phosphatase and actin regulator 2. Lineage: Eukaryota; Metazoa; Arthropoda; Insecta; Diptera; Drosophilidae. Gene Ontology annotation, biological process: actin cytoskeleton organization. The record is from RefSeq and is a predicted model, not a curated record. Gene Ontology annotation, molecular function: actin binding.
GUGUGUGUGUGUGACGUUAGUGAGUGUAUGUGAAUUGGCUCGAAAAUUAAUAAAUUAGUAGUGAUCGCUGGCUAGAUUUUCACAUAAUAUAAUAUAUACGCCUUUCUAUCUCAACAAGUCAAUUAGGCCGCGACACCCUCGAGGACUGACACCAAAGCCAAGUGCGAAAAAAAACGAAGGAAAGCCACGCACCGCGCAGGAAAGCGUGCUUGCCACCAAUUAGCUUGCCACCAACCAGAGUCACGUGAGACAAUGAGGGAGUGAGAGUGACUGAGGGACAGAGACAGAACCAUGUCGCUGCGGAGCAACAAGUUGCAGAGCCAGCAGUCGACGGCCAGCACCAACAGCACCAGCAGCAGCAACAGCAACCCCGCAGCCCACCAGCAGCAGCACCCCCCGAUGGCCUACCAACAGCAGCAGCAGCAACUGCUGCAACAGCUGCAGCAGCAGCACAAGUUCCAGGCCCAGGCGCAGCUCACCCGCGGCAACACCAGCCGCAACAACCUGGCCACUCUGGUGGCGGCCAUCAACGGGCACGAGAGCGGCCAGGGCUCCCCGGUCUCCGCCAGCGGCUACCAGUUGUCGCCGGCCGCUGCCUCCCGGGUGGCCCACGCCCCGCCCCACUCGCCCCUGGGCCCGCCCUCCUACUCCGCCGCCACCGCCCAGUCGGCCUUCUCGUACUACGGCCAGCAGCACCAGCUCCAGCUGAACCACCAGUACCAGCAGCAGCCGCAGCAGCAGCAACUGCCUCCGCCCGAUCUCACCGAUGGCAUCGAUCAUCCCUCUGCCCAGGCGGCCACGCCCCCCGACUCGCCCAAUCCCGCCCAGUCGGCCGGGCAGUCGGACCUGGAGCAGCAGCUGUGCGUGGUGGCCAAGAUGCAGAAGUCGGUGACCAUCACGGUCACCCCGCAGCGCAGCAACUCCAUGGACUUCCUGAACUUUGAGGAGAAGCGCCAGCUGAUCGCCUCCUCGCUCUCCUUGUCGGACAUCCUGCAGAGCAGCAACCAGCAGCAGGCCGCCAAGGACGCUCAGGCCCUCAAUGGAGGGCAGUGCGCCAAGAAACAGAAUGGAGCUGCAAUACGCACAAACAGCCUGGGCUCCGGCACCCGGACCCCGCCCCUGGAGCGCAAGAGCAAGCUCAGCGCCUUGGGGAGAUUCUUCAAGCCCUGGAAGUGGCGCCGGAAAAAGAAGAGUGAGAAGUUCGAAGCGGCCUCCAAAUCUUUGGAGAGAAAGAUAUCUGUGCGUGCCAAUCGAGACGAGUUAGUGCAGAAGGGAAUUCUACUGCCAGAGAGCCCCUUGGGCAAUAUUCCAGAACCAGGCGAGGAGUCGUAUUACAACAGCAGCAAUAGUGGUGCCACCGCCAAUGGCUCCAUUCUAAGCUCAGCCGUCCACAAUAAUUCCAUUAGCCAAGCCAACAAUUCCAUAAACGCCACCACCUACGGCUCGGCCGGCAAUCCGCUCAUCUCCGCCAGCACCGCCCAGAACCAGAACCAGGGCCAGGGCCAGCAGCAGCAGCAGCAGGGACUGCCCAACUCGAUCUCCGUGCAGCAGUUCAAUGGCCAGAACCAGCAGAAUUCCAUGGCCAAUGGCCAGUGCCUGGUGGGCGGCGGGGGCGGUGGCGACGGCGCCUCGGACACGUCCUCGCUGAGCGGUGGUGUGCCCCACUCGCAGUCGGCGCCCCAGCAGCUGGGCGUGGGCCAGCCCCCGCUCACCCCCCUGGCCCAGCACCAUCAGGCCCUGGCCCAGCAGCUGCAGCAGCGAUUUGCCAUCAGCAACAAUAACGAACCAAGAAAAGACAAGACUGAUGCACAACAACAACAGCAACAACAUGGCGGCAAUGGCACAAUAUCGAUGCCCAACAUCGAGCAGCCCACCUGCCAGGGCUCGAUGCUGCCGCCUCCCGGCGGCGGCGGGCUGCACCAGGUCGACGGCAAGCUGGAGAGGCCCAACACGCUGGGCGGCGCCAGCAAGCUGACCCGUCGCGGCGUCAACAUCUGCUACCACAACGAGCACAUGUAUGGCGAAGAUGGAAAAAUGGUGGGUGGCCCGCCGGGCAGCACUCCGCCCCCGUACCCCGGAGGGAAGCUGCCCCCGGGGGUGAUGCUCAGCGAGCUGCCGGAGCCCCCGAUACCGCUCUCGGAGAUCGGACCGAUCCCACCGCCGCCGAUGUUCUCCACGCCGAGCCCCACGCUCAUCGCAGGACGACCGCACGGGCCAGGCGCCGUCAACGAUCAGGACUACCAGCAGGACUACGACUACGAUGAUCACGAUCCCGAUCAGGACGAGCUCGACUCUGACGACGAGUACGCCCCUUACGGGGGCAACCACGUGCGCAUGAUGGACACGCAGCGCGUUGAGGAAAUUCCAGCCAAAGAGCCCAAACCAAAUGCAGUUCCUCUCAAGUCGGCGCUGAAGAAGAAGGGCGGCAUCAUGCCCGCCUCGGCCUCCACGCCGGUCACGCCCACCCAGGAGCACUCGGGCGGAACUGCCGCCGGAAGUGCGGCCAGCGCGGCGGCCAUUUCCAACAGCAAUGGCGGCAUCGGCUCGAUGGCGGCAGCUGCAGCAGCAGCGGCCCAGCAGUCGGCCAGCCAGCGUCCGUUGGUGGUGCGGCAGGAUGCGGCAGGCAACAACUAUUCGCUCAAGCCAAUACUACGACCACGGAUUAGAUUAUGCAGGCAGCAAAUGUUCAACAUCCAAUUGCCGUGCACGGUGGAGAACAAGGAGAACACGCGGCCAUUUGUGAUACGGGAGAGCAGCAGCGACAGCGACGAGAGCGACGGACACAUCGUCUACCGGGACGACGACAACGACAACACCCGGCUGGCCAAGCUGGCCAGGAAGGAGUCCCUCUCCCUGAAGCUCCAGCUGCGCCCGGACAAGCAGGACCUCAUCAACCGCAACAUCCUGCACCAGGUCACCGACAACGAGCUCAAGGAGUCCAAGGAGGCGAUCGGGGCGCGACUCAUCCGUCGCCUGUCGAUGCGUCCCACGGCCGAGGAACUGGUCGAGCGCAAUAUUUUGAAAACUCAAUCACCCGCCGAGGAGAAAAAGCAGAAGGAGGAGAAAAAAUCGUAUCUGCUGCGCAAGCUCAGUUUUCGGCCCACCGUCGAGGAGCUGAAGGAGAAGAAGAUCAUCCGGUUCAACGACUACAUCGAGGUGACGCAGGCCCACGACUACGAUCGGCGGGCGGACAAGCCCUGGACAAGACUGACGCCGAAGGACAAGGCCGCCAUUCGCAAGGAGCUGAACGAGUUCAAGUCCUCCGAGAUGGCCGUCCACGAAGGCAGUCGUCAUCUAACGAGAUUCCAUAGGCCAUGACGAUUGCAAUGGCAGCAACUUUCCGGCAAAUUACAGCAGCAGCCCAAGCAGCAAUUGUAUUUUAUGCAGCACCAGAUUGUCAGCAAAUGUUUAAAAGCAAAAAAUUAAAAA